AUGGCGAGAAGUAGAAAGAAUUCAUUGGUUCGAGAUAUUGCGUCUCAUCCGACUAUACCAGAAUCUCAGACCAUAGUGGGUUUACUGGACGAUUCGUACCUUUUUGAUAAGCUAAAAAAGCUAUCUUUGGCUGUGGAAAAUUCUGACAGUCUGCAAAGAACUGAUGUCUCAGAAGGUUGUUCAGAGGUUAAUGGUUCUGAAGCUACGACUUCUGCGGAUGUAAAAAAGACAAACAAGUAUUUGUAUUAUACUACCUAUUUGGACCAGUUAAACAUUAAGAUAGACGAGUAUAAAGUUGUUCUGGAUCAAACACGCCAGGUUAACGAUCAAUUGGAUAGUUCCAUCAAGAAAUUUCGGAAAAUCUCUCAGGAUACUGGAGCUUUCAUUGAGGAAACGAAGACGAUCUAUGAAAAGCAGUCUAAAUUAAGCAAUCUAACUGAGUCAAUCCCUAAAGCUCUCCAUUAUUUUGAAGUUUUAGACCCUAUAAUGCGUCGCUUGAACCAUGCCACUUCUCCCGCUAUUGUUAAGAAGAGCUCCUUUACGACAAUGUUGGCGACUAUCGACGAGUCUUUACGUUUUUUGGAUGAGAAUAGUGACCUCAAGGAUGCGGCAGCGUACAGAAUCAAGUUCAAGCAAUGCUUGAUCAGAGCCUGUGAAUUGAUAUCUCACUUUUUAACGAAUCUGUUGAAACAAACAAAUCAAGAAAUUUUGGAUAAAACCAAAAACAAAAAUUCGUUAACUGGGUUGCCGUCGACUACAAGAGACGCCUUCUUGUACAGUAAAUUCUAUACCAUAGCUGAUACUUUCAAAAUUCAGGUUUCGGAAAUUGUUAAGAGAAGCAACGAAAAAGCCUACAACAAGUAUCACGAUGAACUGAAUUCCAUUCUUUACGAGUGUUUCAACCACUAUUUCCAAACACGUUUAAGACUGCUAACUCCGGUCAUUUGGUCACACAUUGAUGAAAUUGUUGUUAAAGAUAAGGACCAGGGCUUGGUCAAAUUCAUUCAAGACGGUAAGGUUUAUUUUCAGCAGUUAUGCGCGGACGAAUACAAACUUUUCGUAGAAUUUUUCCCUGAAAAGGAAUGUCGUUUCAAGAUUAAUCAGUGGUUCUUACAGUUAUGUGAACCCCUUUAUGACUCCAUUAGAGUCAGGGUUUUGAAAGAGACAGAUAUUUGUACUUUGUGUGACUCAGUGACUUUGUUUGCUCCAUAUUAUGAAUUUGAAGAAGGUUCAGAAGAAUACGUGAAGCAGUUUACCGACAUUCAGUAUGAUAAACUAUUCGAACCGAUUGUCCAAAAAGUGCAGGCUAGAUUAAUUUUAAGAGUGCAAAUAUAUGUCCAACAAAAUAUUUUGAGCUAUAGGCCCACUAGGGACGUUUUCAUGAUUUCAAAUAGAAGGAGAAAAUCGAAGACCAGCUUACAAGGGGGUAACGAAGAUGCUACUACUAGUGAUGACAAUCCAGAUCCCUUGUUAGAAUCUUAUUUAUCUUCUUUCAAGAAUAGAAGCAUAUUGCCCAUAUCCCCUAAUGAUGCAGACGAUAAAAGUAUUGAUUCAGAAGAAUCUACUGAUAAAAUUUCACAGUUGCAAACAUAUUAUCCGCCCUUGUUAAAGACUUUGGCUUUAUUGUCCAAAAUUUAUGAAAUGAUCAAUUCUGUGGUAUUUGAUGAUUUAGCUCACCAUGUAGUCCACGACUGUAUUGUAUCCUUGAGAAAUGCCUAUGAUAUGGUUAUCAAAUCUUCAGCGGGAAAAUCUGAUUUUAACAACUUAGAUAUUUCAUUAGCGUACCUAAAAAAUUUGUUGAUGUUACGUGAUUCCAUACAGAACUUUAAUAUUCAAUAUACAGUUAAUGAAACUUAUCUGGAUUUUUCUGGUGUUGAGGGGUUUUUCAAAUCACUUAAAGAAAAUGGUAGAAACGUUUUGAAAAAGACAAAGUCAUCUUCAAUAUUGACCCUGGCAAGAGAGCUGGUUCCAAAAGUUGUAAACAAUAUGGUGGACGCCCGUACGGAACUCAUAUCUGAAUUGAGAAACGUCAUUAAAGAUUUUACUGAAAGCACUUCUUUGGAGCUUAUUGAUGACACUUUAGAUAUCAAUAGUGAUGAAGAUCUGUUAAGCAAAAACGUAAAAUUAAGAGAGAAUAUAAAGGCCAGAUUACCAAGAAUAUAUGAACAGAUAUUGAACUAUAUCGAUGAUCAAGAGAUUGUUACUAAUUUAUUAGACGCUGUGCAAGAGUUAAUUACACAAUCAUAUUCCAAAUAUUAUGAAACUAUAACUGAAUUGGCAGAAAAUGGAAAGUUUGCUAAGGAUCAAGUCGCAGACGUAAUGUACUUGGACGUCUUCACAGAUUUUUUUGCCAAAGAGGUGGCGGAUCUUUUAAGAAAUGGUGAUAUUGAUACCAUAACGAAAUAA
Molecule: messenger RNA, 2406 nt
Organism: Saccharomyces cerevisiae S288C
Lineage: Eukaryota; Fungi; Ascomycota; Saccharomycetes; Saccharomycetales; Saccharomycetaceae
Gene: COG3
Product: Golgi transport complex subunit COG3
Exons: 1
Coding region: 1-2406 (801 amino acids)
Biological process (GO): intracellular protein transport
Cellular component (GO): membrane; cis-Golgi network; Golgi membrane
Source: RefSeq, marked reviewed